GAAAGUAAACGUCGACCCAAAGCGCAGCGGAAAUGUCUACCAAUAAUGAAAAGAGAUCCUGUGAUACAUUAGCUCCUGUUGCUGUCAGUAUUGCCGCAGUGGCUGCCAAAGAAAUCGAGACAUUGAAGCUGGCAUUGCAGGAGAAGGAGAACCAUAUUUUAGUCAUGGAACAGGUGUGCCUAUCGGAGUCCGAACAUCAGGCCGAACUGGAGGACAGCAUAAUUGCGUGGCAGGAUAAAUAUGAUCGUCUAUAUGAGUCUCACAAACGUGUGCAAAAGGUCAAUCAAGGUUUGGAGGAUAAGUUAUUAAAACUAGUGGAUCGUAACGCCGCCGAAAGAGCCCAGCUAACCAGCGAUGUAGCUACAUUAAGUGUACGUUUGGCCCAGGCCAACUUCAAUAUAUCGAAACUCCAGCGAGAAAUUGAGCGUUACAAGACAGACAUUAAUUUGGCCAUACAGUUACUGCAGUGCAAACCCGAAAGCUUUGUGCCACAAAAGAUUUCAUCGUUACCAAUCGACAUUCAAUCGAAAGUAUCGGCAUACAUGCGUGUGGACACACAUUCUCACUCUGAUUCGGAAGGUAGUAUUACCGGAGUGGGCAUUUCAACGACAGCUGCCUAUAAAGUGCUUCCUGCAACUGAUUCGCCUCCGCGCGAAACUUGUCCCUUUCCACCCACCGCCAUGGUCUAUUCGAUGAGGGGACUUGGUAAGUGUUAGUAGACCACGCUUUUUUACAAUUUUUAUUUGCC
Messenger RNA from Musca vetustissima, 748 nucleotides. Its product is annotated as brain-enriched guanylate kinase-associated protein. The record is from RefSeq and is a predicted model, not a curated record. Bases 33 to 716 code for a protein of 227 amino acids. NCBI's taxonomy places the organism in Eukaryota, Metazoa, Arthropoda, Insecta, Diptera, Muscidae. The transcript is spliced from 4 exons.